AUGUCAUUAGAAGAUGAUAUUCGUGUAGUUGUUUGCAUUGAUUUUGGGACCACUUAUUCUGGAUUCGCCUAUGCCAACAUAUCGAAUCCCGAAAUUUGUACCAAUGACAUUUGGCCUGGCAAGUGCGGUGAACACAAAACCAAUACUGCACUCCAGUAUGAUACAUUCUUCCGUAAGGUUGAGGCAUGGGGAUAUCCUGCUUUGGCGGUACAGCCUAAUCAAAAUCGCCGGAGUAUAACCAGAUCAAAGUCAAUAAGUGAAGGCGUUACUGCGCCUAACGAAUCGACCAAUAUCAUGCAUGCUAAUUUCAGUACUCCAAUGACAAGUCCCAAACCAGUGGAGUUAUUCAAGUUGCACUUGGGGGAUUUAGGGAAGGAUGAAAAACCGACAUUGCCAGAAGAAUUAGAUUACGAAAGGGUCAUCACAGAUUACUUCAGAGAAAUUGGCAAUGUGAGUACACUUAUUAAACAAACCAUACUUUCGAGAUGGCCAGGAAUUGACUUUGAGAAAAAUGUAUUAUUAGUACUUACCGUGCCCGUAGAAUUUAAUGAUCAGGCGAAAGCAAUUAUGAGAAAAUGUGUUACGGAUGCCGAAUUGAUUGCCAAACAAUUGGAGUUUACCACUGAACCGGAGGCUGCUGCCAUCUAUUGCAUAAAACUUUUCAAGGAACAACUUAAUAAUUCGGUCGGAUCUUUAUUUUUAACUGUUGAUGUUGGUGGCGGAACUGUUGACUUGACUAAACGUAAAAUGCUCGAUGGUUAUAAACUUGACGAAAUCACAGAAAGCACGGGUGACUUCUGCGGGGGUUCCUUUGUUGAUAAAGAAUUUAUAAAUUUUAUUGAAGGAAAAAUCGGCGAUAAAGCGAUUCUGUUAUUCAAACGAAACAAUUAUGGCCAAUUUCAAUACCUCGUGCAAGAAUUUUGUAAACGCAUCAAGAUCCCAUUCACCGGUAAUCCAGAAGACUUUAAAGAAUAUGAAUUAGAUAUUGAAGAAGUCUGCCCUGCUUUGAAGCAAUACGUUCAUGGCUUGGAGAGAACUAUAUUAGAGUAUGAUGAAUGGAUUAUCACAAUUAGUUUCAAAGAUGUGAAAGAUAUGUUUGAUCCUGUAGUCGAAAAGAUUUUAAAAUUAAUUGAAAACCAGAUUACCAAGGACAAUGAGUUUAUCUCAUCAAUUUUCCUGGUGGGCGGUUUUAGCGAAUCGGUGUAUUUACAGACAAGAAUUAAAGAAGAAUUCUCUUCAAGAGUGUUAAAUGUCUCUGUGCCUGCACAGCCGAUAAGUGCUGUGGUUAGAGGUGGAGUAGAGUAUGGACUGAAUAUGAGCGUUGUUCAUAGUAGGGUGUUAAAAUAUACUUAUGGUCUAUUGAUUAAUACAAUGUUUGACGAGAAAAAAGAUCCUGUGGAAAGAAAAAAGGAGAACGGAAAAAUUUUUAAAUUUUAUCGAUUGGUCGAAAGGGGAACACAAGUUUAUGUUAACCAAGAAUUCUCUGACGUUUUUCCACCCUCCAAUCACGACCAAACUCGUGCAAGGUGUGCUGUCUAUAUCACCACCGCUCAAAAUGCCACUUAUGUUGACGAACCUGGAGUGCAAUUAUUAGGCACUAUAAUAUUCGAUCUUCCAGAUCCUGAGUUGGGCCUCAACAGAUUGGUUCAUUUCUCUUUAACUUUUGGGAAGGGGGAAAUUCGUGCGAAUGCAAAAAAUCUUAAAACGGGAAGAACAUAUGGAACCACUUUCGAACUAAACUUUCUCGAUAGAUAA
Messenger RNA from Acaulospora morrowiae, 1755 nucleotides. The record is from the annotation of a GenBank genome assembly. NCBI's taxonomy places the organism in Eukaryota, Fungi, Glomeromycota, Glomeromycetes, Diversisporales, Acaulosporaceae.